Molecule: messenger RNA, 416 nt
Organism: Phragmites australis (common reed)
Lineage: Eukaryota; Viridiplantae; Streptophyta; Magnoliopsida; Poales; Poaceae
Exons: 4
Coding region: 34-348 (104 amino acids)
Source: RefSeq, a predicted model, not a curated record
UGUAAGGAGAUCUUAAAGAUACAGUUUCGGCGUAUGGUGUCCUAUGCUGGAUUCUACUGCUUCACUGCCCUCAUUACCUAUGCUUACACAAGCAAUACCACAAGGGCUGGGAUCUCAAGAACCGACCAGUAUUAUGCUUCCUACCCUGCUGGUACUGAGCUACUAACUGACACUGCAAAGCUUUACAAGGCUGCAUUAGGUAACUGUUUCGAUAUAGACGACUGGGAUCUGAUAGAAUUCUCCAUCAUGGUGAAGCAUUUUGACCGGCAAGGGAAACCACCGUAUGCCUACCAUGCUCAAUAUCUGGCACACCUCCUCUCCCAUGGGCAGCUCGAUGGAAGCGGUUAAAUGCAGGGUGUAUUGUUCGUAUCAUCAGCGCAAUGGAAAUUUACUAGACCUUGUACAAAAUAUAUCUC